This is a messenger RNA of Dermacentor silvarum, 1481 nucleotides long. RefSeq lists its product as uncharacterized. The coding region runs from base 232 to 1038 and encodes 268 amino acids. The record is from RefSeq and is a predicted model, not a curated record. Lineage: Eukaryota; Metazoa; Arthropoda; Arachnida; Ixodida; Ixodidae. The transcript has 5 exons.
UCAUGCAACUACGAAGCGCGGGUUAGCCUAACUCUGCCGGUCUGCCGCGACCCUUGCGGGCCCGCGCUCUGCGAGAGCACGAGUGGGUCGACCCAACAGAGAACUGAGAGAAGCAAUACGAGCAAGAAGCGGCUGAUAGAAGUGACAGUGCGGUGCAGGUGGAGGCUGGUGCUAGAGCAGUGGCUGCUGGAAACCUGCGGGCGGAAGACACCGUGUCAGCAGUGCAGGAAGAUGAAGCCACCAGUUUCGUCCUCAUCUGAUGCUAAUGCGUGUGCCCAAGACCAGUGCAAGGCUACAGACGGUCAGUGCAGCUUCACAGGUGAACCCAUCAGCACCUGUGUAAAGGCAGCUGACGGAGGGGAUGCCUCUCAAACUCAGCUGAAUGGACAGGCAGACACCAGCUGUGUAGGUGGUGCAGUGCAAGUUGACGUCGCUGAGCCUCGGCAGAAUGAACCCAUCAGCACCUGUGUGAAGGCAGCUGACGGAGGGGAUGCCUCUCAAACUCAGCUGAAUGGACAGGCAGACACCAGCUUUGUAGGUGGUGCUAUGCAAGUUGACGUCGCUGAGCCUCUGCAGAAUGAACCCAUCAGCACAGAUUCUCAAAAUGGUGCUGAACAACUUAGCACAAAUGAAACUCAUGUGAAUGGCAGACUGGACAUCGGUUCAAACGAUGAUGUGGAAGAAGCUGGUACGAGGGAACCUCAGCAGGGAAACGAAGUGGACGACAACCCUGAACAUGCUACAGGAGAGAUUCCCUGGGAUGACGAUGAAGAUUUAGACAAGCAGCUUGAAGAAGCCUACAGUGGUGGCAUAAUAGUGGACACCAAAGAUGAUGACAACUGUCCCCCUGAAGAUUGGGAGACUGAAAUAACCACACCUUUCUAUAUUGGUAACAACGAGGAGGAGGAAUUGCCCAAGAAAGCAUACCUGUUUGGAAAGAAAGUCUUUUGUCCUUCUGACCUCCAUCCUGCGACGACACGCCGACAGUGUCCGGAGUUUAAGGUUGUUGAAGGACAGUUUGACGAUGCUGACACGUGAAGUGUUCUGGUGGAAGCUUUUCCAUGUUUGCCACAAUUGGAUUUCCAAACAGCCCAUGCAAUGUUGUUUUGUGGGCAAGAAUUCAAAGAGAAUGAUCUGUCAAAGAACGCACACUGCUUAAGGUUGUGACUUUUUGGAUUUUAAUUAUAUUGCGUUGUGGCAGUUGCGAAGCAGUUUGUAAAUGUUUACAUCCUGAAAAAGUGGAUCGUGGCCUUUUUUGUUUAUUAUAAAUUUUAUUUGUUAUACCUUGAAGCGUCAUCAUGAGUAUUUGCAUUGUGGCAGUUGCGAAGCAGUUUGUAAAUGUUUACAUCUUGAAAAAGUGGAUCGUGGCCUCCUUUGAUUAAUAUAAAUUUUAUUUAUGUUAUACCCUGAAGUGUCAUCAUGAGUAUGGAUGCUUUUCUUUGUUUGUGGUUUUAGUGCAAAUGAAGUUUAUCUUUUCAGAG